CUAACACCAGCACUUUCCUGCAGUGGCGUAGUAAAUCGGAUGCACACAGGACAGAGUAAACACCAGAGAGAGGAAGAGAGGGAGAGGAGUAGAUUAUAUAACACUGCUCCUCUGUGGCAGAUUCAGCUCCUCAGCUUUAAAUAAUUCCCCCCUCUAUCUCUGUCUCUCCUCCGGCUGAGCGGCAGCGGCAGGGCUCUGAGUCGGACGCCUCUCCCAUCAACCCGGAGGAGCUGCACCCCUCCUCCCUCUCUUCCUACUCGCUCCUCCCUCUCUCUUCCGCCCUCCCACCUUUCUUCACUUUAACCCCCUUGCUCCUUUCUCCUCCUCCUCCUCUCCUCUCAGCUGUGGAUGCCCUCCUCACUUACAGUAUGGACUCGGGAGGGGAAGGAGAAGAGGGGUGGAUGGAGGACCAGUGGGAGAAAUGGUUGACCCAUGACAUCAGCCUGGAUGAGUUUGAGGAUGACGACCUGUCUGAGAUUACAGAGAUCACAGACGAGUGCGGGAUGAGCCUCAACUGCAACGGCCCGGAUAUAAAGGGCCAUGUGAGACGAGGCACCAAUAGCAUGUCGGGGAGGGCAGAGCUGGGUGCUGUCGGCCAGCUCCAGGCAGAGAUGCUGCAUUUGGAACUGAUCGACGGCGCUGACGGUUACCGCGGUGACAAAGAGUCCUCAAAGGCGUCUGCCAUCGCACCCCUGCCGGUCACCAAGGACCCUGUAGCACCUGUUACCAUGGAUACCUACAGACCCAAGAGACCCACGACCCUUAACCUCUUCCCGAUCGUGCCGCGCACACAGGACACAUUAAACAACAACUCCCUCGGGAAGAAGUACAGUUGGCAGGAGAAGGUCUCAGGCUCGUCCUCGCCUCUGAAAACAGGUGAGCUCACCCCUCCACGUGAGCACAGCUGCCUGAGUGACGAGGACAAGGUGCAGGGCGGGGGAGCGCAGACCAAAGACCGCGGGACUUCCACUGACGCCCCCUGCAGACACAGCCACACCUCUGGACACUCGCACGGCUCAUCUACAACAGCUGCCACUCGCUCCAAGCUUCAGGAGAAGCCGCCUGCUCCACCCCCACCGCAGAACUAUACACCAGCUCCUCUAUACCCGGCGGGGAAGGCGGAUGGAGGCGGGAACCACCGGGAGAGGAUCCGCUACCACACGGACGUUCAUCUAGAGCCCACGGAGGAGAUCUAUCUGACACCUGUGCAGCGCUCCGCUGACCCCCUAGACCCCCCCAACGCGCAGGACCGGCCUUUCCUCUCGCAGCAGACUGAGCAGGGCCGCAUGUCCAUCAGCUCCGACACAGAAGGCCCACCACCAUACCAGCCCCUCCCAGACCGGACAAACCCUUCCAUCUAUGAGGAGGACGAGGUCUAUGUCCCCCCACCUUCAUAUGCUUCCUGUGUAGAGUCCCUCAUCACGCCACCCAGCAUGGCUCGCUCCUCCCUCACGCUGGACCUCAGCCAGAAGGGGGCAGGGACGGGGGCGGGGGUCAUGCUGAGACCCGGGUCAUCAGUGGAGUACGUGGACGCCACAGAUGAAAGCUACUGUGGGGAGGACGAGGACGUGGACAGGAUAAUAAUGGACGGAAGGAUGAGAAAGGGGGGAGGAAAUGGGGAUGGCGGCAGCAGCAGAGUCCCAGUAAGGACUUCCAUGAGCUCGGAGGCCAGCGGCCUUUCGUAUGACUCCGUCAAAUACACGCUGGUGGUGGACGAGCACGCUCAGCUAGAGCUGGUCAGUCUGCGGCAGUGUUACCAAGGCUACAGUGACGACAGUGACUCAGCCACCGUCUACGACAACUGCGUCUCUUCCCCCUACGAGUCGGCCAUUGGGGAGGAGUACGAGGAGGAAGAUGAGGAGGAUGAGGACGGCGUUCAGAUAGGAGGAGUGAGGAGAGAGGCCACAGCUUGUCUGUCUGAAGACUCCACUCCGGAGGUCGACCUGCACUUCUCCAAGAAGUUCCUCAACGUCUUCAUGAACGGACGCUCCCGCUCCUCCAGUGCAGAGUCCUUUGGCUUAUACUCUUGUGUCAUAAAUGGAGAGGAGAGGGAUCAGAGCCACAGAGCCGUCUACAGGUUUGUCCCACGCCAUGACGACGAGUUGGAGCUGGAGGUGGAUGAUCCGUUGCUGGUGGAGGUCCAGUCAGAGGAUUACUGGUAUGAAGGCUACAACAUGCGAACUGGUGCCCGUGGGAUCUUCCCAGCUUAUUACGCCAUAGAAGUGAGCAAGGACACAGAGACUUACAAAGUGAAGAGCAGUGAAUGGAUGGACAGAUACAGGCUCAAGUUCUUGGGAUCAGUUCAAGUCCCCUUCCACAAAGGAAACGACGUUCUGUGUGCAGCUAUGCAGAAGAUUGCCACCAACAGAAGGAUGACAGUCAAGUACAACCCGCCUUCCUCCUGCAUCCUGGAGAUCAGUGUGAAAGGCAUCAAGCUUGCAGUUCAAGAGGAUUAUUAUGCCUGUGACAGAAGUAACGAGUGCAGUCACUUCUUCCAGUUAAAGAACGUCUCCUUCUGCGGCUAUCACCCCAAAAACAGCAAGUAUUUUGGUUUCAUUACGAAGCACCCAGCGGACCAGAGAUUUGCCUGCCAUGUGUUUGUGUCUGAAGACUCCACUAAACCUCUUGCAGAGUCAGUAGGGAAAGCCUUCCAAUUGUACUAUAAAGAGUUUGUGGAGUUCUCGUGCCCCACAGAGGACAUCUACCUGGAAUAGCCCUGACCUGCCUUCAACCACAGCCCUGUACAGUACACUGUAUCAUAGCAUAAUGUUGCAUGAAGGACAGACAUAUCUAAAAUAAAAAAGAAGAAGAAAAAUUAAAAAACUAACACAUCUGACAAAAAAAGCAGGAAAAGAAGGAUCAUGUUUUGGAACUGUGGUGAAACUUCUGUGCAGCAAGAAGAGAUGAAAAUGAGCCAAAGGAGGAGUAUCUCGAGGGAAGAAAUAUGCAAAAUGGAGUCAGUGAUGAGGUGGUGACCGCAGGCUGUCAGUGGAAAGCACAAACAUUUUAUCACCGCAGCCUUGGCAGCACUAAUUAGCCUGUAGCGUCAUCUCAGCAGGUGCAACACUGAAAGCCCCAGAGUCGUACUAGACUGCAUCAGCUUGUUUUUGCACUUGACAAAAAAAAAAAAAAAAAAAAAAAAACCAGCAGCUGAGAUUUGGAAAAAUUUCCACAUGAUGAGUUUGCUUCGACUUUAAACAUUUAGGGUCUGAGCACAAGGCGGGUGUAUAUUUACUGAAUAAAAUCCUCACACUGAAAAUGUACACUAAGCGAUAAAAAUCCAUGUAGGUACAGAGACCUUUAUCCUCGUAGCACACCAGGUGUGAAGGUGAUAUCCACAUUGUUUAGUGGCAACAAGAAAACACCCGAAAACACUGUUAGUAAAGCAGCUACAGGUGAUGUUCUGUGCAUUUUGGGGUCACUUUUAGAUGUUUGGUGAAGAAUGUAGACAAUUUCAUCAGCUGUUUGACAGCAUAAAAAUUGUGUAACUUUUGGAGCAUCACCUGAAAACAACAGGUUUUGGUGUCCCUAAGGCUCUCUACACAUGGUCUGCAGUAUGAGCUGUGCACACAGCAAUGUGGGGCUCAGAGUCAGGUGCACCAAUGUGUGCAAAGUAGCAGGAAGACAGUGUAUUUCAGUUUAACACAAAGAUGGGUAAGAGCCUGAUUAGAGCUGAAACGAUUAGUCAAAUUCUAGAUAAGGCGAUCCACAAAGUUAGUCAGCAAUCUUUGUGUUACCCAGUUAAUCAUCGCCGUAUUUUUUAAGCAAAAAUGUUAAAAGAAAAUCUCUGGUUUCAGCUUCUCAAAUUUUAUUUUUUGCUGGUUUUCUUGGUCUUAUCUGAUUUUAAACCUAAUAUUUUGGGCACAUUUGGAUAAAAACAACAAUUUCAAUGUGUCAACUUAGGCUUUGGGAAAUUGUGAUUGCCAUUUUUACUUUUUUCAGACAAAUAAUUCAUUGAUAAUGAAAAUAGUUAGUUAAAGCCUUACACCCAAUGAUCAGGAAGGGUUUAGGUACAUUAAAGUUUUUAUUCCUUCAUGGGUCACUCUAAAACAAGGUCAACAUUGUAAGUGACUGAUUGGAGGUGUAACCUACACGUGGUGUACAACGCCCAAGGUAGCACAGCUUCGAGGUGUGUUUAUUUUCUCCAUUGGCAAACAGUAACCGUGCAAUUAAUCAAUUAUCUGCUGCAGAUCAUGUGUGGAGGUCCUUGUGCUGUGUUCACACUACAAGACACAGAGACAGUGUGCCUGACUACAUUAUCGCCAAGUUGUCAUUUAAGUGUUGUUCAAGAGCUCAUUAACACGGUUGUCACCACAGGCUUGUGUGUGCUACUUGGCACAAAGCGCUUCAACUAAACAUACUCUAAAGUUUGUAUUUGGACAUAAAAUGUCUAUUCUUGUAAUCAGUGUCUGAGCCCCAUUUUUACAUCACAUUUCGCCGCUCCAUGCAUCCAUGUGUGCUUGUGUCUCGUCUCUUGUAACUAAGCUAGAUGACAUAGCAUUCUGGGAAAUGUAGGCAAUUACUAAUUGGAGUAAAAUGAGAAAAAGCAGGGUAGACAACACUGAAUCCCAAAUAUCUCCUGAAAUGCACUCAGCAUCACUUGUCUGUGAUUUAGGGAAAAAAAAAACAGUGUGAGGUGUUUAAGUGUGGAUUUUUCCUUUCAAACUGUUUAGCAGCUUCUACUGGUACUUCAGUGCUAUGCGAAAUAGCCCCCACAAUUUGCCUAGUAAAGCCUUUAGCCCUCAGUUCCUAGUCUGUGUGUUCUAACUAGGUAAAAAAUCAGUGACGUCAAUGUUAAAUCAGAGGGGGAAAACAUCAGGCUAGGCUUUUCGGUGGUUCAAGACGAGGUACGACAUAUAGGAUUCUCUUUCAUGUGGUGUUCUAGAAACUUGCUCCCCAUAGUUUCCACAUCAGAAAUACUCCAUGCUCUCAGUGUGGCAGUGGUAAGGUAAUAAGGCUGAUCCUCCCUGCAGUAGGUACAGGUGCUGACAAGGGAGCAAAAGCAAAACUCUGGUGUCUUCAUAACUUCACUAGUAGUGCCUCUUUUUCAUCAGAUCAUUGUGACCUUCCUCAGUUAACACUAUCACAUUUUAAGGGAUUGCCAUUGAGUGCGUGUUGAGUGUAGUUUGAAUGCAAAUGGUGAUGGAGGAAUAUGUUUGAUGUGACUUGAGCUUUUUUUUCCCCACUGCAAUAAAUGUGCUGUACCUAUGCUGUCACGGGUCGUAUUUCAGAACACUGAAAUUGUGCUGACAAUGAGCCUUUAUGUCAAUUUCCCCAAGUAAGAAGUUAAACUGAAGAGAGAGAGAGAUUCAACCAAAACCAAGAAGAUUCUCUAGUAAACGUGACACACUUACAUAGGAGGUAAAUAUACACAUGUGCUAAGUCUAUUCUGUUAUAAUACAUCCAUGUAAAUAAGUAUUUCACUGCAGGAAAGGUGGUCUUUUCAUAAAACUGGGCUGUCUGUGCAGUAGAAAGAUGCAGAUACUUUUGAAGUUGGUGCUACAGACCAGAGAAAACAGGAAAUCCAUCUCUCAGAGCUGAUCAGCUCAGACUGGGUCAACCGAUUAAUAUCCAACCCCACAGCUCGUACUCCACAAACUGCUGCUGAGGUAAAAUAAACUCCAAAAACCUGUGCUGCGUUCACAGACCUGCAAAAACCUCCAAAUUCAAAGAGGGGGCAGAAUGAUACAAACAGACGCACCCACGGUUCAAGAUUCUCGAUUAAUGUAAAAAUCAAUAUCAGACAAAAUAAACUAAAGCUGUCUAUCUUUGGAUUGAAAGUUAGUUAUCAUUAUGUGUUCUGAACAGGGGCUCAAAGGAUUACCACUCUUUUGUUUUUUAAAUCAUCCUGACUAUAGCACGGGCACAGCACAGAUGUACUGCAGUGGAAAAACUCACAGAAAGGGUGCUUCCUGCAUCACUUACCACUAACACUAAUUUGUAACAGAUUAUUUUGUGUGAUCUAUAUUUAACAGAAGAAGAAAUAUCUGUAAAGGAAAGAUGAAUUAAUGAAGGAUGCGAAAAUUGUCGAUUCAGCCAUCUCCCCAGUCCCCACUGUUUGUUCCUUUCAACAACAACAACAAAAAUCAGAAAUCUGAACAAAGUAAAUGAGUCGUCUGCUGUUGCUGAUCAAAGCCAUCAUGUUCCCAUCGAGAGAUCAACACUGACUUUUAUAUGAGUUCCCUUCUCAAGAGCCAAUCAGGCAGACUGAAGAAAAUGUACUGUAGUGGGGGCUAUACAAAGGGUGUAUAGACAUGCCAUAUAUAAAUAAAUAAUUUAAUAUCUGUAAUUAUAAAUAUUACGUUGUAUUGAUUCAACAUGUAGUAUGUGAAAUUUCUCUUUAUUUUGGAAUUUUUUUAGGUGUGAACUAUUCUUUAUUUAAAAAUUUUA
Molecule: messenger RNA, 6390 nt
Organism: Epinephelus lanceolatus (giant grouper)
Lineage: Eukaryota; Metazoa; Chordata; Actinopteri; Perciformes; Serranidae
Gene: mapk8ip1b
Product: mitogen-activated protein kinase 8 interacting protein 1b
Biological process (GO): regulation of JNK cascade; JNK cascade
Cellular component (GO): cytoplasm
Molecular function (GO): JUN kinase binding; MAP kinase scaffold activity
Source: RefSeq, a predicted model, not a curated record